Molecule: messenger RNA, 4038 nt
Organism: Gorilla gorilla gorilla (western lowland gorilla)
Lineage: Eukaryota; Metazoa; Chordata; Mammalia; Primates; Hominidae
Gene: RPAIN
Product: RPA interacting protein
Exons: 6
Coding region: 101-796 (231 amino acids)
Biological process (GO): protein import into nucleus
Cellular component (GO): nucleus; PML body
Source: RefSeq, a predicted model, not a curated record
GCGAUCCAUUCGCGGUCUGCACCCGGAAAGUACACCUCCCAGGGGUCUGUGCGCGCCGCCAGGGAACGGGUCUUGCGGCUUUGUCUCCCACGAAGAGGAGAUGGCGGAGUCGUUGAGGUCCCCGCGCCGCUCCCUGUACAAACUGGUGGGCUCGCCGCCUUGGAAAGAGGCUUUCCGGCAGAGAUGCCUGGAGAGAAUGAGAAACAGCCGGGACAGGCUCCUAAACAGGUACCGCCAGGCUGGAAGCAGUGGGCCAGGGAAUGCUCAGAACAGCUUUCUAGUUCAAGAGGUGAUGGAAGAAGAGUGGAAUGCUUUGCAGUCAGUGGAGAAUUGUCCAGAAGACUUGGCUCAGUUGGAGGAGCUGAUAGACAUGGCUGUGCUGGAGGAAAUUCAACAGGAGCUGAUCAACCAAGAGCAGUCCAUCAUCAGCGAGUAUGAGAAGAGCUUGCAGUUUGAUGAAAAGUGUCUCAGCAUCAUGCUGGCUGAGUGGGAGGCAAACCCACUCAUCUGUCCUGUAUGUACAAAGUACAACCUGAGAAUCACAAGCGGUAUGGUGGUGUGUCAGUGUGGCCUGUCCAUCCCAUCUCAUUCUUCUGAGUUGACAGAGCAGAAGCUUCGUGCCUGUUUAGAGGGUAGUAUAAAUGAGCACAGUGCACAUUGUACCCACACACCUGAAUUUUCAGUCACUGGAGGAACAGAAGAAAAGUCCAGUCUUCUCAUGAGCUGUCUGGUAAGCCUCUCCUGGGACCCACUCUAUGGUAAGAGGGACCUGUGGUUGGUUUUAUUCCCACCUUGAUAGAAAUAAUGACCUAGAAACAGGUAAAUGUUUAAUGCAGUUUAUUAUCUGAGGAAUUUACCUGCAUAGAAAAGUGAAGGUAACAAGUCAUUUAGACUCAAAGGCCAGUCAGAAAGAAGGGAAGAGGCAGCAUAGGAUCAUGGCAAGAGGAUUGGUCUGGGAGUUAGGACGCCUGGCUCCACACCUGCUCUUCUUAGAUCAGUAGUAGUGGUUUUGGAUUCAGCUGGUCAUUUCAUAGUCAUAAGACCCAGAUAGGCCAUGCUGGCACCACUUUUGCAGAAGGAAACAGGGCAGAAGCAUAGCAGGGCAGCAUUAGGUUUGUCUGUCAGUGGAGUUUUUACAGAGGUCCAAGGGCUAUUCGUUAACCUGAGUGACAACUGAGGUGUGAGGGCCAGGAACACAAGUGGGUAAGGGAACCACCUGUCUUAGAAGCAUGCUAUAGGAACCAAUAUCUCUUAUAAUCCAUGUCCUUUCCAUAUAUGUGUAUGUAUGUAUGUACAUGUGUAUAUAUAUCACGCAAACACACAUAAAACCAAUAUGAUACGUAUUAUUAUUGCUUUUAGAUCCCAGGCAGGGGGAGCCUUGGGAUUAGGAGCACACUGUACUUCAGGAAGUUCGUAGCCAUGGCUUUCUACUGGGAAUUUAGAAUUCCUUCAUGGCCCUGUCAUUCCAAAUGCAGUUAACCUACAGAGGUCAUUUUUAUUAUAAGCAGCAUUGCCUAGUAACAGCCAUUUCACCUUUAUCAAGUUUCUUCCAUAGGUAUUCUACUCAUUCAUUAAAAAAAAUGAAUUGAGGACUCAUUAACAUUGAGAAAUACACAUCUCUCACAGAGCUCAAGCCUUGGGUUGGUAAUAAGAGAACAGAAUAAACAGGCAGUACCCUGGAGAGCUGUACAAGGAGGGCUUAUGGGAGUUCAGAGGAGGGUGAUCUCCUUUAUGGUGACACCUUCCUGGAGGAGGCAUUUAACUUGGCCUUGAAGCAUGGAAUCGAUCUGGACAGACAUGGAGAUCUGGUGAGUUGUGGGGGUAGAGCUUAAGUGGAAGAUCCCCACAUAGAAGAACAAGGCAGAGAAGCAGGAAACCGGAGUAUAUACAAAGAGCAUCUUGUUCUACUUAGCUGGAGCAUUAGGUUCAUGAGGGAGAGGAUAGUUCCUGUUAGGAAUAGGAAACAGAUUCAGAGAAGUGAUGUAAUCUGGCCAAAAUUUUACUACUAAUAAGCGAUAAAGCUGGUGUUAGACCCCAGGUCUUUGUGGUUCCAGUGCCCCUGCUGUUUCCUGCUCCAGGCUCAGGCCUUGGUGGAAGGAUGCCAUUUUCCAUCAGCUUGUAUGGAAAGAGACAUAGCAGGUGAAAGUUUAAAUAAAACCCCUCACUACUUCCUGUUGACUACAGGCAUAUGUUCCCUUCUGUUCCAGCUAUCCAGCACUGGUAGCAGAUGCUCAAAUAUGCAGUGCUUUCAGGCCUCUGUGCUGUUGUUUAGGCUGUUCUGUCUGAAUGACUUUGACUCCUCCCACUACAUUUAAGGAUCAUUUGCACAAAUAUUUAUCGAGCACUACAAUAUGCCAUGUACUUCAUUCAGCCUGAUUCCUCACAAGGAAUUGGCCAGUCUCAGCUGGCCACGGUGGCUCACGCCUGUAAUCCCAGCACUUUGGGAGGCCAAGGUGGGCAGAUCACCUGAGGUCAGGAGUUCAAGACCAGCCUGGCCAACAUGGUGAAACCCCAUCUUUACUAAAAGUACAAAACUUAGCUGGACAUGGUGGUGGGUGCCUGUAAUCUCAGCUACUCGGGAGGCUGGGGCAGGAGAAUCGCUUGAACCCGGGAGGCGGAGGUUGCAGUGAGCUGAGAUCGUGCUGCUGGAUUCCAGCCUGGGCAACAGGGUGAGAUUCUGUCUCAAAAACAGAAUUGGUGGCCGAGUGCAGUGGCUCACGCCUGUAAUCCCCACAUUUUGGGAGGCUGAGGCGGUCGGAUCAUCUGAGGUCAGGAGUUCAAGACCAGCCUGGCCAAUAUGAUGAAACCCUGUCUCUACUAAAAAUACAAAAAAAUUAGUCAGGCAUGGUGGCACACACCUGUAAUCCCAGCUACUCGCGAGGCUGAGGCAGGAGAAUCACUUGAACCCAGGAAGCGGAGGUUGCGGUGAGCAGAGAUUACGCCACUGCUCUCCAGCCUGGGCAACAAGAGUGAAACUCCAUCUCAAAAAAAGCAAAACAAACAAAAAAAGAAUUGGCCAGCCUGAGAAGUCCAUUCCUUUGGAGUCUGUGUUACCAUUCUCAAUAAACCUAAUGAGGGCUGGCAGAGGGGAACUGGCCAGUCUCUCCUUGGGCUUUCACCGUACCUCAUGCCAUGUCACCUGUAACAGUGUUGUAGUUACCUGCUUACGUCUUUGUCCUUGAGGGCAAGGCCCAUAUUUAUUUUUAUUUCCAGUGCUUGGCAUAUAUUAAUAAAUAGGUGCUUAAGAUGUUUGUACAAAUGAGUUAAGGUGGAGGGAGGAGAGUUGAGGCACAGGUCAGCUGGCUUUGGCUUCUGUCUUCUUAGUAAGGUGAACAGUGAGUCAUCCACACAGAUUAUAAUGGUAGCAGAGCUGGAGUCUACAGCUCCUUGAGUAUGAAAGUCCCCUUGAGUGUGAAAGACAAAAUGCUGGUGGGGGGAUGAGAAGGGGAAUUAAAAGGUAAGUGGAAGAUGGCCUAAUUGCCAAGUGUACAGCUUCAGCUCAGCAUAUAAUUGUUAUGGACCCCAGUUAUCCACUCACCUAACCGUCAGUGCCCUGUGGCUCAGAGCAGCAGUGAAGCUAAGUAGGAGGUGAGGUUUGGAAGGUGAGUGCUGUGCAGCAGUCUCGGAGAUCAUAGUUGACAGUGCCGGCUCUGGGGUGGGCAGGGAGACCAUUGUUGGGUAAGUGAGGGGAGGCGGGGGUCACAGCAAAUAUGAGAAACACAGCCAGGCACUGUGGUUCACACCUGUAAUCCCAGCAUUUAGGAAGGCUGAGGUGGGAGGAUCACUUGAGGCCAGGAAUUCAAGACCAGCCUGGGCAACAUGGUGAAACCCUGUCUCUACUAAAAAUACAGAAAUUAGCUGGGUGUGGUGGCUCGCACCUGUACUCCCAGCUACUCGGAAGGCUGAAGUGGGAGGAUGGCUUGAGCUCAGGAGGCAGAGGUUGCAGUGAGCUGAGAGGGCGCCAUUGUGCUCCAGGCUGGGUGACAGCGAGAUUGUGCCUCAAAAAAAAAAAAAAAAAAAAAAAAAAAAAAGAGGAGG